Molecule: messenger RNA, 1651 nt
Organism: Chaetomium fimeti
Lineage: Eukaryota; Fungi; Ascomycota; Sordariomycetes; Sordariales; Chaetomiaceae
Exons: 1
Coding region: 251-1651 (466 amino acids)
Source: RefSeq, a predicted model, not a curated record
CUGAGCCCAAAUCGGUGGCAUCGGACAAAGUAAAAACAAAGCCAAUUGAGCGCGGGACACGCAAUGUCGAUUGUUUCUCCCUGUGAGAUGUCCCCAGAGUUAUCCACUGAUCGCCAAAUAGUAAUGGCUCCAAUCCAUGUUGAAUAAAAACCCUGCUUUUUCCUAACCUUCGCCUAUGUGGCUCAAUGCUCGGUUUUAGGUUAAGGCACUACCUACUGUAGAGCACGACAACGUAAAGUAGCAUACCACUAUGCCUAUCCCCGAUUAUUUUACGGCGAAAUGUUGUCCUCACAUCGACAAUAGCAGCAUUGAGUACGUCGAUCUAGUCAAGUUGUUAGCGCUGUCUCCCAAUUUCAGGUGCAAACCAACCCCCGACGACGACCCAAUUCCCCUUGAAAAGCUACAACCAUGGAUCGACAUGAUGCGCGAGCUGCUUCUCGAAUCCCACCUAUCUCUGGGCGUUAUCGACAAGCUCAUGCUCAUGUACGUCCCAAGGAAGCACCACCACGCCAUUGGCUACGUCCCGCUGGCCAAAAGACGGCGCACUUUCCGCCAGUUUCCCAAACUCCCCGCCCAUACCAGAGCUACCAUCUGGAAAAUCGUCGCGGAACGCCCCCCUCGAGUUCUAUUCUGGCGGAAUGAUUACGAUAAAGGUAGGCCAUCACUCAACUCCCCAGCCAAGAUGCCGACGGCCGCUAGGGUCUGCAAGGAGGCCCGGGACGCCAUCACUCCUACGGGAGGCUACUGCGAUAUGCAGUGUGUAGGCGUUUCAUCGGCUUACCGACCCUCGAGCAAGCGAGCCCGGCCGGUCUGGGUCUCGGCCAACGACUUAGUCUUCGCCCUAGACGGGAUGAAUCAUGAGUCUGCCGGUUCCGAAUCGUGGGUACGCGCAUACAACUUUUUGCGUUCUCGGAAGGAGAUUGCAGUGGGUGAGACUUUCGCCGUGUCCAGUUAUGAUCGUCUGAAUGAGGGUUUCGCGUUUCUGCGCGACAUGGACGCGCUGGACACGCUUGUUUGCGUCAUAGCCGCGCCAGAAGUCUCCAUCUGGACGGACAUCAAUAUCAAGGAGGCCGAGAGCCCGAGGUAUGGGAUCCUGGACACGGAGGUUUGCGUCAUAGCCGAGCCAAACUUCACCUUCUGGACGAACAACGAUGAUGAGGAUUCCGUCCAAGGAAUGACAAAGCAGCAGAUCCGAACAACCAAGCUUUUACAGAAGCUUGUCCUGCCCGAGGACCGGGAGGAGUUGGAGAAAAUGGACGCGCUCUGGCGGGGCGUCGGCCCCGAGUGGCGUUGGCUUUCGCGCCCGAACGCCGAUCUGCUCCGCGUGAACCAGGCCGCGUACGCGCCCAAACUGGUGUCCCGAUGUAUCGACUGCCAGAUGCGGGACUGGAAUGACACAGGCAUGGCCAAAUUCCGGACGGCCUGGUUGCGUUUACUCUACGGAGACCACCGUGACGUUAUCGACGACCGGGACAUCUAUCCAAACAGGCUUCGGGGCGAGCCCGACCUAGAGCACCCCUGGGUGCAGCAGGCGCUCGCCCGCAUGCCCAAGCUGAAGCCAGCGGUCCUAUUGACGUUCGAAAAACGCCCUCCGAAGUAUGACAAACGGGGUCAAUACGCCAACCACAUGGAUCGAGUAGGACACGACUAG